Poecile atricapillus (Black-capped chickadee) is the source of this 4158-nucleotide messenger RNA. RefSeq names its product pleckstrin homology and RUN domain containing M2 (gene PLEKHM2). The transcript has 20 exons. The record is from RefSeq and is a predicted model, not a curated record. Gene Ontology annotation, molecular function: kinesin binding. Gene Ontology annotation, biological process: positive regulation of membrane tubulation; lysosome localization; Golgi organization. The coding region runs from base 225 to 3218 and encodes 997 amino acids. NCBI's taxonomy places the organism in Eukaryota, Metazoa, Chordata, Aves, Passeriformes, Paridae. Gene Ontology annotation, cellular component: endosome membrane.
CCGGCGGAGCGCGGCAGCACCGCGGCUGUGCUCCGCUGUGCUCCCGCGGGGCCCGCUCGCCCCCGCGCCCGGCCAUGGCGCGCUGAGCGCCGCGGAGCCGCCAGCCCGGGGCCGGCCGGGGCAGCCGGCAGGACGGAGCCGGCAGGACGGAGCGGGCCCGGCGGGCGGGACGGCGCUCGGCCUGCGCCGGGCGGGCGCGGCGGGCGGCGGCGGGCGGAGGCGCCAUGGAGCCGGCGGAGGUGAAGGACCGCAUCCUGGAGAACAUCUCCCUCUCCGUCAAGAAGCUGCAGAGCUACUUUGCUGCCUGUGAAGAUGAGACACCAGCCAUCAGAAACCACGACAAGGUCCUGCAGAGGCUCUGUGAACACCUGGACCACGCUCUGCUCUACGGACUGCAAGAUCUCUCCUCGGGGUACUGGGUUCUGGUGGUUCACUUCACGCGCCGGGAAGCCAUCAAACAGAUCGAAGUGCUGCAGCACGUGGCCACCAACCUGGGCCGCAGCCGGGCCUGGCUGUACCUUGCCCUUAAUGAAAACUCCUUGGAGAGCUACCUGAGGCUGUUCCAGGAGAACCUCAGCCUGCUGCACAAGUACUAUGUCAAGAAUGCCCUGGUCUGCAGUCAUGACCAUCUGACCUUGUUCUUAACACUGGUGUCUGGACUGGAGUUCAUCCGCUUUGACUUGGACCUGGAUGCUCCAUACUUGGAUCUGGCCCCAUACAUGCCAGAUUACUACAAGCCUCAGUACCUGCUGGACUUCGAGGAGCGCCUGCCCAGCUCCGUGCACGGCUCCGACAGCCUCUCCCUCAACUCCUUCAACUCUGUCACCUCCACCAACCUGGAAUGGGACGACAGUGCCAUUGCUCCAUCCAGUGAGGAUUAUGAUUUUGGAGAUGUCUUUCCAGCAAUGCAGACCAUGCCCAGCAGAGACUGGGAAGAUGGAGACCUGACGGACACGCUCAGCUGCCCGCGCUCCACCGCCUCGGAGGCCAACGGCAGCAGGGCCAGGAGCCCCACACAGCGCCACAACCCCUUCAAUGAGGACAAGGCCGAGGUGCCAUCCUCCUCUGACACCACACCAGUGCACACGGCCACCCGGGACAGGGCAGAGGCCACCCCCGAAGGAACGGACCAGUCCGAGAGCUGCACGGAGCUGGAGGUCAUCAGGCUAGCCAAGAAGAAGAAGACAGGCAAGAAGAAGAAGGUGAAGCCCGAGGAGGCGGCGGUGAACAGCCCGGUGCCGGCAGCGCCCGAGGCCAGCGGGGACAGCGGCGUCAAUGGGCUCAGCGACAGGGAGGAGCUGCCGAGAGAUGGGGGCCCCGCUGCCCCGGCUGGGCCGGAGGAGAGCAGGGAGUGCGCUGCCCUCGGCCCGCUGGCCCUGCGCAUCCCCGAGAUGAAGGACACGUCCAUGGAGAGCGUGGGGCAGCCCCUGAGCAAGGUGAUAGACAGGCUCAACGGGCAGCUGGACCCCGGGGGCUGGAACGCCGCCCUGGAGCCCCCCGGGCAGCCCUUUCGGACCGGCACGCCAGGGGAGACCCCGGAUGGAUCGUCCUCUGGCGACUUUAGCGAGGGGAUUUCAGCCCCCAUGGACUUCUACCGAUUUACCGUCGAGAGUCCAAACGCUGCUGCACCAGGUGGUGGCCACCAUGACCCUCCAGGGCCUGGCCAACCGCCACAUGUUUCUGGUAGCCCUGAGGCUCCUGAAGAAGAAGAAAGCAGAGAGGGAGAAGCAGUUGGGGCAGUAGAGGAACCUGAAAGGGCGAAUGAGCCUCAAACUAGCCAGACAGAAACCACCAACCCACAGGCUCUCUGUGAGCCCAAGAAGGAGCAGCCCAGCCCUUCCCCGAGCAGCGCUGAGGACUCUGGGGUGGAGGAAGGGCAGGGCAGCCCCUCAGAGCUGACCCAUCCCUCUGAGUUCAGGGUGGAUAACAACCAUCUCCUGCUGCUGAUGAUCCACGUAUUUCGGGAGAACGAGGAGCAGUUGUUCAGGAUGAUCCGAAUGAGCACGGGGCACAUGGAAGGGAACCUGCAGCUGAUCUACGUCCUGCUAACGGAUUGCUACGUGUACCUGAUCCGCAAAGGGGCAGCGGAGAAGCCGUACAUGGUGGAGGAGGCCGUGUCCUACAACGAGCUGGAUUACAUCUCGGUUGGGCUGGAUCAGCAGACGGUGACCCUGGUGUGCACCAACCGGAGGAAGCAGUUCUUGCUUGACACUGCCGACGUGGCUCUCACAGAGUUCUUCCUGGUCUCCUUGAAGUCAGCCAUGAUCAAAGGGUGCCGGGAGCCCCCUUAUCCCAGUAUCCUCACAGAUGCCACCAUGGAGAAACUGGCACUUGCCAAGUUUGUGGCGCAGGAGUCCAAGUGUGAGGCCUGCAACGUGGUUGUGCGUUUCUACGGUCUCGUUCACUGGGAGGACCCCAUGGAUGAGGCGCUGGGACCCGCCAGCAGCAGCUGCUCCUCUGCAGAAAACGCCAUCACCAAGGACGGCAUCCUGCACUACAAGGCAGGGACCUCCUACCUGGGCAAGGAGCAGUGGAAGCCCUGCUUCGUGGUGCUCAGCAAUGGGAUCUUGUACCAGUACCCAGAUCGCACGGAUGUCACCCCUCUGCUCUCCAUCAACAUGGGCGGCGAGCAGUGCGGGGGAUGCCGGCGUUCCAACACCACCGACCGGCCCCACUCCUUCCAGGUGAUCCUGACGGACCGGCCCUCCCUGGAGCUGAGCGCCGAGAACGAGGAGGACAUGGCAGACUGGAUGCAGUACUUCUGCCAGGCUGUCUCCAAAGGGGUGAUUCCCCACGGUGUUGCCCCCACGCCGUGUGUUCCCUGCUGCCUGGUGCUGACAGAUGAGAAGGCUUUCACGUGCCACGAGGACUGCCAGACCAGCUUCUUCCGCUCGCUGGGCACCGCCGAGCUGACGGACGUCACCGCCGUGUCCACAGAGGCCGGCAAGGAGUACUGCAUUCUGGAGUUUGCUCAGGACAGCAAGGAGUUCCUGCCCCCCUGGGUCUUUUAUUUUAGUUGCACUACGGAACUGGAGAGGUUCCUGUCAGCACUGAACGUUGUGUGGAGGAACAUCUACCAGGUCGAUCUCCAGCACAAGGCCAUUGUGGAUGCUGCUGUGAAGAAGAAAUGUGAGGAUGCCCAGAGCCUCAUUGACAGCGCCUGGCAGCGCAGCGACAGCCUCUGCCGGGGCCGGGCCGAGCGGGACCCCUGGUGUUAACCCUGGCCAGGGGAGGACAGCUCACAGGGGCCCAGUUUUGGGGAUCAGGGCCUGUAUCUGGCCAACUGGCACCCCAAACCCUCCUGCCAUCGCUUGGUCCCCACCAGGGCUGUGCCUGUAGCGUGGAUCCCGCGCUCUCCACCGAGCCAGGGACGUGCGGCAUGGUCUGGGGAGCAGCCAGACGCUUCAGCACCUGCGCCUUCCUCCUCCUCCAGCUGCCACGGGGCAAAUAAUUUGCCUUUCACAGAAUGGAAUCCCAGCAGUAGUGAAGGAGAGGGUGGGAGUGGAGUGGGCUGGGACAAGCAUCCCCACUCUGGUGGGGAGCAGGACUGGGACUUGUUCAUUUUUGAACAGGGUUGGGGCGAGGCGGGAACACUCAAUCGCUACCGUGCAUGUUUUGUUGCUCAUACAAUCACCGAGGACGGCAUCGCUCUGCCUCCUUCUCCUGGAGAGCUCACCUGGGGCCUCCAGACACCACUGAACCACUCACAGCCUGCCCAGGAGGUUUGAGGCUAAGGAAGAAGGAACAGGGCCAAAUACUCGUCUUUAAACAUGGUUUUAGGAGAUCUCAGCAGCCGGUUUGUGGUGUGAACGCUGACCCCGUGCACUGGGGGAGAAGAGAUGGAGUCCCACCUUCUUGUUCUUCAGGUGUCCUGAGGGACGUGGUCACGUGGCUGCCACCAAACACGUCCCCAUCUCCUCAGCUCACUGCAUCCGAGGCCAGCGAGGACCCAUCGCCACCUGUGCUCACAACGAGCACUUUGGGGCAAACCCCAGCUUUUAAAUAAUAUUAAUAUUAAUAAUAAUAACCUGGAGACCUUCUCAUGUAAUAUAUGUUCACGGGGCCUUUUUCUGGGAGGAAACGUAUGUGACUGAAUGUAUAUGUACAUACAUCUGCUUCCUUUCCCCCCUCCCCAAAUAAACAGACCUUGGUAACUCA